This is a messenger RNA of Dalotia coriaria, 1840 nucleotides long. It is a transcript of the gene JhI-21, whose product is annotated as Juvenile hormone Inducible-21. The transcript is spliced from 6 exons. The record is from RefSeq and is a predicted model, not a curated record. Gene Ontology annotation, molecular function: L-amino acid transmembrane transporter activity. Bases 209 to 1693 code for a protein of 494 amino acids. Gene Ontology annotation, biological process: amino acid transmembrane transport. NCBI's taxonomy places the organism in Eukaryota, Metazoa, Arthropoda, Insecta, Coleoptera, Staphylinidae. Gene Ontology annotation, cellular component: membrane.
GCAAGGUGUGCGCGAUUCCCUCGAAUCCCUCUCCGCAUUUUCUGCUCGUUUCCCAAGCGCUUGCCUGCUUCUCGCGUGCGCAGUUUAGUUUCGUAGUAAACUUGUGACCGGCAUCAUCGUGAACGGACGUGCGAGCGUGUUUCAUUCAACGUGAAAAAAUGGCACAUUAACUUUACCUGUUUUUAACUUAGUCAAACAUUGAGAAACAAUGGCGGACGAACUUCCGGAACAAGAAAAACCAACCUGUGAAGAUAAUGAAGACAAUGGUAGUUUGAUUGAUCAACCGGUGAAAAUCAAACGGAAGAUUACCCUCCUCAAUGGCGUGGCGUUGAUCAUUGGGACCAUUAUUGGCAGUGGAAUUUUUGUAUCGCCUACUGGAGUUCUUCUAGAGACGAAUUCCGUUGGGCUUUCUAUUGUGGUCUGGUGUUUGUCUGGUUUCUUCUCCAUGCUUGGCGCGUUGUGCUAUGCCGAGCUGGGUACCUCCAUCACUCGUUCAGGUGGUGAUUAUGCGUACAUCUACGCUGCGUUUGGACCGCUUUGUGGUUUCCUACGCCUCUGGGUGGCCAUUCUGAUUAUUCGUCCCACAACGCAAACCAUUGUCGCGCUUACCUUUGCUAAAUACGCAGCGAAACCAUUCUUUCCUGAAUGUGACCCACCGGAGAAUUCAGUGCGACUUUUGGCUGCUGUUUGUCUGUGCCUGCUGACGGCGGUUAACUGCCUGAGUGUGCGAUGGGCGAUGCGGAUUCAAAGCGUCUUCACUGUGGCCAAGCUAUUGGCAUUGGUGACUAUUAUUCUCGUUGGGCUUUACUAUCUUGUAUUUGAAGGCAAAGUGGAACAUUUUGAAAAUGCAUUUGAUGGCGAUUAUAGCCCGGUGCAAAUCUCCAAGGCGUUUUAUUCCGGAUUAUUUGCAUUUGGCGGAUGGAAUUUUCUUAAUUUCGUGACAGAAGAACUACAGGAUCCUUACAAGAAUCUUCCGCGAGCGAUAUGGAUCGCGUUGCCAAUGGUAACGGGCGUUUAUGUGCUCGCCAACGUUGCUUACUUUGUGAUUUUAUCCAAAACAGAAAUUCUAAGCUCCGAAGCUGUUGCAGUGAGCUUCGGAUUAAAAACAUUCGGUUCUUUCGCAUGGAUUGUCUCCGUUUUUGUCGCGCUGUCGACAUUCGGCGGCGUGAAUGGCAUUCUUUUCACUUCAUCACGACUAUUCUUCACUGGAUCCCAAGAGGGACAUCUGCCAGUGUUAUUUUCUUUUGUUCAUUCAAAACGCCACACGCCGAUUCCCUCAUUAAUGUUUACAUGUUCGGUAUCAUUGGCGAUGCUUUUCGUGAGUAACGUCUUCGUCCUCAUCAACUACUUCAGCCAGAUUCUCUGGUUUUCCGUGGCGGCAAGUCUCGCCGGCAUGUUAUGGCUGCGUCACAAGGAACCGGAAAUGGCGCGGCCAAUCCGUGUGAACACCGCCAUUCCAGUGCUGUUUAUCUGCUGUUGUAUGUUCCUGGUGCUCUUCCCAAUCGCAUCAGAGCCAUGGAACGCUGUUAUUGGCUUAGCUAUUACUCUUUCUGGCAUUCCGGUGUAUUACCUUUUUGUUACAAAGAAGAACUCUCACGAUAAGAAUUCCUGCGGCAUGAAGAUUACGAUAUUUUUGCAAAAGGCGCUGGAUCUUACAUGUCCCGAAAUCGAACAAAAGUUACAAUCAGAUUAAGACAAUCAUAUCUCUAUGGAUAUAACAAGGGACCAGUUUAAAUUGAAUCUUUCUUAAUUUUAUUACUAUGAGAAUCAUUAUUUAAUACUCAUUUGCUUGAUAUAUUUUAUAAGUAUUGUUAAAACACCACAUUAUUAUCAAAAUUUA